Schistocerca americana (American grasshopper) is the source of this 381-nucleotide messenger RNA. RefSeq names its product cuticle protein 19.8-like. The transcript has 2 exons. The coding region runs from base 27 to 272 and encodes 81 amino acids. The record is from RefSeq and is a predicted model, not a curated record. NCBI's taxonomy places the organism in Eukaryota, Metazoa, Arthropoda, Insecta, Orthoptera, Acrididae.
UGUGUGCAGACAGCCCAGCAAGCAACAUGUUCAAGCAGGUGAUCGUCGUGCUGGCCGUGGUAGCCGCCUGCUUGGCCGCCCCCGGACCCAAGCCGGCCCCCGGCCUGCUGGCCAGCUACGUGGCCGCCGCCCCCGUCGCCUACACCGCCCACGCAGUCGCCGCCCCCGUCGCCUACACCGCAGCCGCCGCCCCUGUGGCGUACGCCGCUCCGUACUCGGCUGCCUACGUAGCCCCGUACCCAGCAGCCUACAGGGCAGCUAUCCUCGGAUGAACACCACGUACACUUGUCUGCCCUUGAAGGCUUCUGUCUUGGGAUGACGAUACGCACUACAAGACCUACGAAUGUAUGCUGGCUGAGUGAAUAAAGGACUUGAAACAUA